CCGCUGGCAGUCGCUCGGUCGCCGCCGUCGCGAGCGCAGUCUCACGCACGCAUCGCUAUCAACUGACGUUUCAAUCUGACAGCUACAGCUGUCACGUGCAUUUGACAUAAAAAAAACUAGUGUGACCACGGCAUACAUUAUCAUCGAGACGAACAAUCGAUGACGCGACGAUUCAAAUUAAGAAAUCAUGCUAAUGGCUCUCUGAAGAAUAAACCGAUAAAUAUUAAUCUAUUUAAAUAGUGUAAACUGUGCUGUCAGACAUUCAAAUAAUAGUCGACGCGCUGAAUCGUCUGUUUAAUGAAUUUAAAUCGAGUACGGGCCGCAUAAUUUGUUGGGACAAUCGCCGUUGUGUGUGUUUCUGCUGCCAGAUGUUUGAAAAGCAUUCCGACACGGUUUAUUAAGAUCUCCGGAGGUGUUUCGAGGCGUCAACGCGGCGGGUGGCCCAGGUUUUGAAUAGCCUGUUUGCGUUAUUGUCACGCUGUUGUGACAGGUUGGGAAAAAAUGGCCUUUGAAGACCGUUGCAGCCCGAGCCAGGCUAACAGCCCCGGGCCUGUCAGCGGGAGAGUGCCGGCGCCUCACGCGGAGAAUCUCAUGAGCUUCUGCCAGCCGAGCCAGUACACCUGCACCACCAUCGAGCCGAGGUAUGAGAGGAACCAGCCGUCGCCAAUGACCAUUGUGAAGGUCCAGCCAGCUUCCCCACCCUCUAGCCCCAUGGAGACCCACGGCGACAUGGACAACUAUCAGAACUUCUACCCGGAACGGCCAGAAACACCAGACGUGAAGCCCGUGAUAAACCCAGUUCAAGAAGACGCAAGAUUCAACGAUCGGUUCAGAAACCAGUGCCAGCAAGUGACUGUGCCGAUCACGUUUUCAAUCAGCAACAUUCUACACCCCGAGUUCGGUUCUGGCGCAUUGCGGAAAACCAACAAGAUUGAAGGACCGAAACCCGUCGGGCCUAACCACAGCAUUCUUUACAAGCCAUACGACCUAUCCAAACCGGGGAGCGUUGCUGAGCACCAAAAAGGGUACAGCUUCGAUUAUUUGAAGACAAAAGAGUCUAGUCACGACUUCAACCGACUACCACCGCUUGGGGGGUUGAGGCAGACGGUAUCUCAGAUUGGGGAGGCUCAGAAAGAGAAGGAGGUUGUUAGACCUAUUGAGCCUCAAAGAAGGCCGGAUUCGGCGAGUUCCAUUGUUUCUUCAACGUCGAGUGGGGCUCCUUCCACAUGUGGCAGCACCGACGCCGGCAGCCAGGGUCAGGGGAACGCGAACUUGUGGCCAGCCUGGGUGUACUGCACCCGAUACAGCGACCGACCCAGUUCUGGUCCUAGAAGUAGAAGGUCAAAGAAGAAGUCCCCAAGUGCCGCAGAAGAGAAGAGACCAAGAACAGCAUUCAGCGCGGCGCAACUCAACAGACUGAAGCACGAGUUCGCAGAGAACCGCUACCUGACGGAGCGGCGGCGCCAGGCGCUGGCCGCGGAGCUGGGCCUGGCCGAGGCGCAGAUCAAGAUCUGGUUCCAGAACAAGCGAGCCAAGAUCAAGAAGGCCAACGGACAGAGGAACCCACUAGCCUUACAGCUGAUGGCUCAAGGGCUCUACAACCACACGACAGCCACUGAAAGCGACGAAGAAGAAGAAAUUAGUGUUACGUAAUUUUUGCAAAGUAUUUUAUUUGUAAAAAAAAGUCGCGGGACGAUUUUGCAGAUUUUUGAGUUAAGCCCUUUUACACCUAAAGCUUAUGCCUAUAUUUUUUUGCGAUAUAAGAUGAAGUUAGUUAUUUUUUAUUCAGAUUCAAUUAUAUAUUAUUAUUGAUAUUGCCCGACUUGAUAGUUUAUGCUAACUUUAAUAAACUUGAUGAUUUUUGUAUAGUACUUAUAGUAGAUUAUACUGAAACCAAUGUUGUAUUAUAUUUGUUUUACUAAUUGACAAGGCUUUCUUUGCAAAUAAACUGUUAGUGUAAAUAGCAGUAUGUAUUUAAUCAUGUAUAAAACAUAUGUUUUAUGUAUUGUUCCUUUAGAUUAGAGAAAAUGUAUAUAUCAAGCUAGAGUAAACAAAACUUGUUGUAAUGGGUAGAGGCUUUUAAAAUAGAUUUUUUACCUUUUAAUGUAUUUGUCAAAGCUUUGAUUUUUCAACAUCAAAGGAACUUUGUAGAGGUAAUUUUCUGACACAAAAGUAGAGUACAUAGGCACUUAAUUUUCCAAAAUAAAGUUUUAAAAAAUAUCUGUCAAAAUAUUUACGAUUUGCCUAAACAAUGUUAUUUUUUUAUCACGACACCUAUCAGAUAAAUUAAAAUAUGACCACCCGUUUUGCACAGUAUGACAAUAACACACACACCUUACCAUGCACUUAAACAUAUAACAUCCCACUUUUUGCUUAGGGAUCAAUAAGGACAAGUCAAGAUGCGAUAUUGUAACCAACAUGCAAGUUUAUUAUGAUCUAUUAUUUAGUAUUGUAGCGUGUGAAGUUUACAUUUUUACAGUAAGUAUUAAAAUAAAGGUAAGCGUCGACCUUUCGGCAUCGUAUGCAACGGACGCAUCGCAUUCAGUAUUCUUUGUAUAGAAAAUCACACAAGUGCGUCCACUUCAUCGGCAUUGCCGACGCCGUUUCUCCUUACGAUUGGUGCGAUACGAUUUUACCUAUAAUUUUUUUAUACGAUACCGACAAGUGGAUGCUUACCUUUAAAGUCCUAUAAUGUGGCAAGAUUUAAAAACGUAUUUAAAUUCAUAUUUAAAAAUGUAAAUAGUUAUGGAAAAACUU
Messenger RNA from Plutella xylostella (diamondback moth), 2757 nucleotides. RefSeq names its product segmentation polarity homeobox protein engrailed. Gene Ontology annotation, molecular function: DNA-binding transcription factor activity, RNA polymerase II-specific; RNA polymerase II cis-regulatory region sequence-specific DNA binding. Gene Ontology annotation, biological process: neuron differentiation; multicellular organism development; regulation of transcription by RNA polymerase II. NCBI's taxonomy places the organism in Eukaryota, Metazoa, Arthropoda, Insecta, Lepidoptera, Plutellidae. The record is from RefSeq and is a predicted model, not a curated record. Gene Ontology annotation, cellular component: nucleus.